UCUUGGGUUCAUAGUCUCGUUUUUGGAGAGACAGAUUAGAUAGAGUAGUUUCUUGACAUGGUGAAUGUUUCCUGAGUUGUGCCAUGAUCGCUUUCUACACCGUGGCCACCUUCAUCAUCGUGAUCCUUGACCUCGUUGAGGCCAUCAUUAGCACUUUGCACCUUGAUGACACCCAGGCUUCGAUCGUGUUUUUGACCGCCUCCUGGGUCUUUUACGCCCUCGUAGACAAUGUCUCUGCAGAAAUAUCACGCACGAAGUGCCAUUGGGCAAUGGCCAUUGAUUGUGCAUUGAAGUGCAUGGCCUGUGUGGGGCAAUGUGGCUUGUACAUCCACUUCUGCAGCAAAGACUCAGGUGUGGAUAUUCCGCUGAUCACCUUAUGUGCAAUUCAGGUCCUGCUGAAAGUCAGUAGCACCAUUUGCCAGGCGUGCCACAAAGAGGAUGUCAAUCAGAAAGAUGAACCAACGGAGUCCAAGGUUUUAGAUUCCGCAGACUCCAUUGUCAUUGGCAAACCAGCUUGCAUCGCCACCGAUUGCUGGGAGUCUGAAGAGAGGAGGCUGCACCAAGAAGUGACUAGCAUGGCAGUGAGUUGUGCUGAAUCACCAUGGCAGCCCUGGGCAAAGAUGUUUCUGCGGGCAACCUUUGCAGCUUUGGGUGGUGUCUUGCUGAUGCUUUUCCAAGAGGAGUCCCCUUUUCGUACCCAAUGGUUCAAGAUGAUUUUUUGUGUGCAUGCGUGGAUGCCAAUCUUCAUUGUCCGCUGCUCGAGGCAGGAUGAGAAAGUCGUGAGAUGCUUAUCCAUUUGCCUGAUUCUUGAAACUCUUGUGUACGGUGUCUUUGUAUGGACUUUGUGUUGGAUUUGGGGUCUGUCGGACCAUUUGACCGAACAAUUCGAUCGCGCCUACACCUUGGCCAUGAUGAUCAUUACUGGCAUCUUUUUGUGUUGGUGCUGCUGGUGCUCUUGUUGCUGUCUUGCAGUAGGCAGUGCACGCAGGGGAAGCAUGGAUAAAGUGGAUGUGGCAUACUUGUCAUAUGCGACGUGAGAACAAUUCGAUUCAUGGAUGAUUUCCGUCCAUAUUUGCACCGCUUUUUCUGUCACAAACCCUCGCUUCAGCUAAGAAAAGAAC
Molecule: messenger RNA, 1121 nt
Organism: Cladocopium goreaui
Lineage: Eukaryota; Dinophyceae; Suessiales; Symbiodiniaceae
Source: the annotation of a GenBank genome assembly